GACACCGGCGACAGUGGCGGAGCGGCAACUCGACGGCGAUGAGCAGCGACUGGCGGCGCUGCAAUCGACGGCGGCGGACGACCGACGAAGGCGAAACAGCGGCGUUGCACUCGACGGCGAGGAUGGCCGCUGUGCAAAGGGCGACGGCGGCGCUCGAUUCCGGCGAAGGCGAAGCAGUAGCUGGAAGCUCGGCGACGGCGGCUGGAGGCUCGGCGACGCUAAGCGGCGGCUACUGGCGAAGGAAGCAGCGGCGGCGCUGCAACUCGGCGGCGCUGCAAUCGACGGCGGCGAUGAGCGGCGACGCCGGCGGCUGGCUGCUCCAGUUGGACGGCGACGACCGGCAGCUGGCUCACGGCGGCGCUGCACCAAUCGGCGAUGAUGGCGGCGAGGCUGGAGAAGGGCGAUUGGCUGCGGCGAGGCUGGGGAAGGCGACGGCGGCUCCAAUUGGACGGCGAACGACCGGCUGGGGAACUUCCGGCGGCGAUCGAUCGGCGAAGAAGAAGAAGAAGGAGAAGAAGAAGAAGAAGAAGAAGAAGAAGAAAAAAGAAGGAGAACGGACGAAGAAGGAUAAGGUUUCUACGGCUGAAAUUAGUUUAGGUUUAUUUAAUGGUCCCAUUCCAAAAAGGAUUGGGCUUCGGACCCAAAAUACCUGAUUUAAUGGUCAUAACUUGAGCUCCAUAACUCCGAUUCGCGAGCCGUCUGAACCGACGCGAUCACAAAAAUAUUUCCUACGAGAUGACAUAAAAGUUGGGCUUAAAAUCCAAAUUAUAAUUUUAACCCCUUAUUGGGCCCAAUUCGUAAUCAAUUGCUCUAACAAUU
This is a messenger RNA of Cuscuta campestris, 819 nucleotides long. NCBI's taxonomy places the organism in Eukaryota, Viridiplantae, Streptophyta, Magnoliopsida, Solanales, Convolvulaceae. The record is from the annotation of a GenBank genome assembly.